Durio zibethinus is the source of this 1496-nucleotide messenger RNA. RefSeq names its product UPF0481 protein At3g47200-like. The record is from RefSeq and is a predicted model, not a curated record. Lineage: Eukaryota; Viridiplantae; Streptophyta; Magnoliopsida; Malvales; Malvaceae.
UUGCCUGUUACAAAAAAGCUUGUUUUCAGCUUGCUGUUACCAAGUAGAUGGCUACACCAACGGAGCAGACAGAUAUCCUAGAUCAUGUUGCAAUAGAAAUUCCAAUACAUGCUUAUGACUCUCUUGUAAUUCCCCUCAAAGAAAGGAUGGAAACCAUUGCUACUGCAAGAUGUAUCUGCAGAGUCAAUGAGAGCCUCCUGAAGAAAAAUGAAAACCAAUAUAUCCCUCAGAAUAUUUCCAUUGGUCCCUUCCAUCAGGAGAAGAACAAUUUAAAAUCAAUGGAAGUGCAUAAGUGGCGAUAUUUAUAUUCACUCCUGAAUCGAAAACCUCAUCUGGAAGCUACACUGGACAAAUGUGUGAAAACUUUAAGAGAGCUAGAGCAUAAAGCAAGAUUGUGCUAUGAAGAUCAUGAACAGAUAAAAAUACCAAGUAAUGAAUUUGUGGAACUCAUGCUAGUCGAUGCCGGUUUCCUCAUCGAGCUCUUCCUCAAGUAUGCUAUAAAGGGUCUAAAACGCCGUGGUGAUUAUGUAUUUAACACGUCUGGAUUGCUGUACGAGUUGAGGUGUGACAUGCUAUUGUUAGAAAACCAGAUUCCCUAUUUCAUUCUUCAAAGAUUGUUUGAAAUUGUACCUAUUCCUGAACAUUGUAAACUGUCCCUCACUGAACUUGCCUUCCGGUUCUUUAAAGAUAUGAUUCCAGGAGAUCACAGACUUCAUCUGGUGAAAUUCGGGCAAGAAGGAAACCAUUUGCUUGACUUGAUCCGGCACUGUUUCCUCCCAACAAUUCCAAGAGUCAAAGUAAAGAAAGAAGAAGGAAUUAGAGCUUUGCCUUAUAAGGCAACUAAGCUCAAAGCUGCUGGAAUUAAGCUGAAGAAGGCUUCAACGGAGGACUUACUAGACAUAAAAUUUGUCAAAGGUGUUCUCCAAAUUCCGCCUAUACAAGUACAUCAAUAUACAGAAAGGCUCUUCAGGAAUCUCAUUGCCUUUGAGCAGUGCGGUUCUCAGAACACGCUGCACAUCUCAUCCUAUGUACUUCUGAUGAAAAGCCUACUCCAGGACGAAAAAGAUAUGAAACUACUCAAACGAAAGCAGAUCCUGACAAACUAUGAUUUCAUUGAGAAAAAACAGGUUACAACCUUGUUUCAGAGGCUAUGCGAGGAGAUGAAUGUGAUGGAGAAGGUGAACGAAUUCUACUAUGAUGGGCUUUGUGAACAAGUGAAAGAGGAUAAAAGAACCAGUUGGCAGCUGCAAAAUUGGAAGCCAAUGAAGCCUGGAUAUCUCCAACAACCUCUGCCUCGAAUUGUGAUUGUCAUUGCAGUUUUGUUGAUCAUCCUCAUCUUGGUUGGAGCUUUGUUCUCCAUAAUCUCCUUUUUUCGACACAGAUUUUAGGAAAAAAAUUAUUCAUGAGUGUGUUCCAUUGCUUUUUUUGUUGAAACAAUAAAACACUGCUCCAAUUUUCAAUACCAUUUGAUAUCAGAAUCAUAAACAACCUUAAGA